AUGGAACCCUGGACUCUGGAAAUUGGGUUUAAGUCCUCUGUUCAUCCAUUCCCGGAGGUCGGAGUCGGGUUGUCGCCGGACUCUGUUGUGUAUUACGCCGGAACGAAGAUUAGUCCGCCGGAUUGUACAGUAAUGUAUACUUGGUCGAGAGAAAUCAAAGGUUUCAUCGGAUUGGCUUCUUCGGCGGCAGCAGUUCAUCAAUUUUGGACGGUGGUUGGAUCUUCAUCAAACUAUCUUCCGACGAAGGACGACUUGGGUCACUGUCUGAGGUUAGUUUCGUAUGCUGUUAAUUCUAAUGGUGUUAAAAUGUCUUCAACAUUCAUUUUUGUCACCAGUCCGGUUAGGCCAUUAACUCUAAGCCCUUCUCCUCGUAGCAUCAUCCCCACAAUCUCCGGCCUGAAAAGACUAGGAAAACCUCAAUCUGUUGUAGAAAAUAGUAGUGGUUUUAGGGUCUUGUCUUACAAUAUAUUGGCUGAUAUGUAUAUUAAAAGUGGUAGAGAUAAUUAUGAUUACUGCCCUCCGGAGAAACUUAGCUGGGAAUACCGUUGCCAGAAUUUGCUGUUGGAGAUUUUGUCUUAUGAAGCUGACAUUCUGUGUCUUCAGGAAGUUCAGAGUGACCAUUACAAAACUUUCUUUGAACCUGAACUCGCUAGAUUUGGGUACUUAUCAAUUUACAAGGGGAAGAGGAAAGGGAUAAGUAAAGGUAAAGAACUUGUAACCGAUGGAUGUGCAACAUUUUUUCGCCAUGACAAGUUCAAAUUGGUUAAGAAAUAUGAAAUUGAAUAUGAAAAGGUUGCAGUCCCUAUGAUUAGUAGGCUAAAAUCUGAACAAAGAAACCUAGGCAUAGUUCGUCUGUUGAAGGAUAACAUUGCAACUGUAGUGAUACUCGAAGAAAUCGACAACUGUCAUUCUAGAAUAUGUGUUGCCAAUACUCAUUUACUUAGUGGGAAGGGUGUAUCUGAUGUUAGAUUGUUUCAAGUGAUUAAUCUCGUUAGGGGUCUCCAAAAAAUUGAUUCUUUGGGAAUUCCUGUUUUAGUUUGUGGUGACAUGAAUUCUGCUCCUGGAAGCGAUACUCAUGCUUAUCUUGUAGAGGGUAAGGUUGGUUAUUAUCGACAGGAAAAAAAAGACAUUUUAGGGAUGUCCAAAUUUCUUAAAUUGAAUCAUCCCAUGAAUCUGGCUAGUGCAUAUUCUGGGACACCAAAUGCACAUGGAAAUGAGACACUGGAUUACAUUUUAUAUUCUCAAAAUAAGUUGAAAGUAGAUGGAGUGUUUGAAAUUCCUUCUUAUGAAAGCAUAGGUAAGAGAAGGCUACUGCCCACACCUCAAUGGUCAUCGGACCAUGUGGCACUUGUAGCUAAUGUGAGAAUAAAGAAAGCUUACAGGGAGCAAAACUGCUCAGAACCACUUCCUACUGAUCCAUGGGAAGAAGUAAAAAAGGUGAAGAGUUUCGAAGUUCAGAAGAAAGCAUUCAAGAAACAGAAGGAGAGGCCUAACAUUUACCAUAUCAAAAACAUGGAAAGGAAAUUAAUAUUUGAAAGUCUAGCGCCAAAUUGUAAAAUAAUGUCCCGUUGCCAAUUUGCCGGUGUUAACAUCAAGCGGCAGCUGAUAGGUUGUCAGUAA
Molecule: messenger RNA, 1620 nt
Organism: Oldenlandia corymbosa var. corymbosa
Lineage: Eukaryota; Viridiplantae; Streptophyta; Magnoliopsida; Gentianales; Rubiaceae
Source: the annotation of a GenBank genome assembly